UUAAGACCUUAAGCCGUAAAAUUCUAUCUCUAUCGAAGAAGCUUGAAAUCGGGAUUUGGGGAAUGGAGAGUUGGGAUCCGAAUACGAAAUCAACUCUCACGCAGAUCCCGCUUUUGGCGACGAAAGCCGGGCCGAGAGAUGGCGCGGCGUGGAUGCAGCGGCUCAAGGAGGAGUACAAAGCACUGAUAGCGUACACGGCGAUGAACAAGUCCAAGGAUAACGACUGGUUUCGUAUAGCCGCCGCUAAUCCGGAAGGCACGCGCUGGACCGGCAAGUGCUGGUAUGUCCACAAUCUCCUCAAGUAUGAAUUCGACCUCCAAUUCGACAUCCCUGUCACCUACCCCGCCACCGCCCCCGAACUCGAGUUGCCUCAACUCGACGGCAAGACCGAAAAGAUGUAUAGAGGAGGGAAGAUUUGCUUGACGGUGCAUUUCAAGCCACUCUGGGCUAAGAACUGCCCCAGAUUUGGAAUAGCACAUGCACUCUGUUUGGGGCUUGCACCUUGGCUUGCUGCAGAAAUCCCAGUUCUUGUUGAUUCUGGCAUGAUCAAGCAUAAAGAUGAUGCAUCCUCUUCGUCCCUCGACUCUUGAUGAUGACAACCGCUUCUGUUCGCUGUGGCUGCUGAUUGAUGGUAUCUUUAAAUUUAUAAGCUUUGGAUUAUACUGUUAAUUGUGGAAUAAUAAUAAACUAAAUUCAUGGGAAAUACAUACUAAAACUGACAAUGCUAGAUUGUUUUAAAUUUGAUUGUGGAUUUGUGAUAAGAGAAUGCUAAAAGGCCAGCAUCUGUCUACCAUGGUAACCCAAUAUCACUUAAUUUUUUGUGAUUUUAUAUUUUUUAUGCAUCUGUCUCAGGCCUGUAUUUUCUUUUACCCU
Cuscuta campestris is the source of this 873-nucleotide messenger RNA. NCBI's taxonomy places the organism in Eukaryota, Viridiplantae, Streptophyta, Magnoliopsida, Solanales, Convolvulaceae. The record is from the annotation of a GenBank genome assembly.